CCGUAAAGACGAAUGGAAAGUACGCGAUCAACUAACAUGCGGAUCAUGCUGGACCUUUCUCGACAGCAGCUGCCGUUGAAUAUGCUUAUUGGAGACAAACGAACUACCUCGGAGAUUUGGCUGAACAACAAUUAGUCGAUUGCGUGUAUUCUUAUGGCGGAUGUCGCGGAGGAUGGAUGCCAACAGCCAUGGAGCAUUUAGCUAAAAACGGAGGUUUUGCAUAUGAAAAAGAUUAUCCAUACACCGGAGUUUGGGGCACGUGUCAAGAAAAGCAAAAACAAAAGUCGGUUUGGUUGAAUCCCGAUACUCCAUGGGUUCAAAUUAAAGAUGAUGACGAAGCAGUUAAAGAAGCUUUGGAUACAUAUGGCGUUCUUUCCGUUUGUGUUGAUGCUUCGGAAUGGCAACCUUACAAACAGGGAGUUUUCAGACAUUCUCGCGUUGAAACCCCAUAUUGCUCGCAUGCUGUGGCUUUGGUUGGUUAUGGUUUCGACGAGAGAGGCGAAUUCUAUUGGAAGAUUCGUAACUCAUGGAGCGACUCUUGGUGGGGAGAAGAUGGAAAUAUGCGUUUGAGCGGAAGACGUACCAGAAGCGGCAAAAUUGAAGGAGGUAUCAUGCUCAAUCAUGCCUAUCGUCCCGUUAUGUAUGGAGAAAAACCUUAAAAAUUUUAAAAAAAUUCUAUCAAAAAGCCAUUUGAGCUCAUUUUUUUUUUGUUCA
This is a messenger RNA of Culicoides brevitarsis, 714 nucleotides long. RefSeq names its product cathepsin L-like. Bases 177 to 659 code for a protein of 160 amino acids. The record is from RefSeq and is a predicted model, not a curated record. Gene Ontology annotation, cellular component: lysosome. Gene Ontology annotation, molecular function: cysteine-type endopeptidase activity. Lineage: Eukaryota; Metazoa; Arthropoda; Insecta; Diptera; Ceratopogonidae. The transcript has a single exon.